Molecule: messenger RNA, 1074 nt
Organism: Paramuricea clavata
Lineage: Eukaryota; Metazoa; Cnidaria; Anthozoa; Malacalcyonacea; Plexauridae
Source: the annotation of a GenBank genome assembly
AUGUACGGUGGCGAGGAUCUGAGUAGCUUGGUGAAAUUGAAAGACGAAAGCAGCAGGAUCUUGGAAAGUGGUAAAUUUCCCGUCCACAAAUGGGAAAGUAAUGUCGAGUCCUUAGAAAGCAAUGACAUGCCAAACCCUACUAAAUUCUUGGGACAUAUGUGGGACAAACGGGAGGAAACCCUCGAGAUAACAGUUCCUGAUUACCCAGAAGGUGAUACAGUGACCAAACGAAGCACCCCUAGUCAUUUAGGAAGCAUAUAUGAUCCACUUGGGAUAAUAUCUCCGACCCUAGCUGAGGGGAAACGAAUCUAUCGCAAUGUGUGUGACGAGAAGAAAUGUUGGAAUGCGGAAGUUUCUCCUCAAUCGAAAUACCAAUGGCUGAAGUGGACUAAGCAGUUGAGGAAUGUUAAGGUGCCUCGAAGUAUUAAUAAGAGUAUCAAGAGAAUGAAAGCAGUUCACCUUCACGUCUUUGCGGAUGCAAGUACCUUGGCUUGUUGUUCAGUAGCUAUCGCUGUUGUGGAGAGUAAUACGGACGUUGUCAAAGGCCUCCUAGCUUCGAAGUCGCGAAUAUCAAAACGGGACACGUCAAUUCCGAGGCUCGAGCUUGUCAGCGGUCAUAUGGCCGCAAACAUGGCAAGAAACCUGUGCAACGCUUUACGCGGAUGGCCUAUCAAGUCCGUGAUCAUAUGGAUGGAUAGUCUUGUUGCAUUAUUUUGGAUAAACAAUCCGGGCAAAGCUUGGAAGGAGUUCGUAGCCAACAGAGUCAAGCAAAUGGCGGAGAUAACCGACGAAGUGAACAUUGUGUGGAAAUACUGCCCGACAAAGAUGAACCUUGCAGAUUUAGGAAGCAGGGGUGCAAGCAUUGAUAAGCUCGAUAGCCAAGAGUGGUUUGCAGGAACAAACUGGCUCCUUAGUGAGGACCUGAACAAGAAGUGGCCUGAACAACCCGAACUAAAGAAGAACAGAGAAACACAUGGUGAGUACAAAACCACUGAACCAAUCUUCUACUGUAAUGAGCAAGAAACCGAUGAAUGGGAUGAUCUACUCGAUCGAAGUUCAUAUUGGCGAACUUAA